UUUGAGCACACAAAAAUGAGUAGUGAGCUUCACUCCCUACCUUACUCUACUCCUAGCUGCAGCUUCAUCAAUGGAUCUUCCCUUUGGGAUUAUCACAGUCUUGGAGUUCUCAACGCAGACAAAAUGUCUUUAGUUAUGGAUGAAAUGGCACCAUACUUCUCACCUCCAGAGCUCUCAGAUUUCUCAUCUGGGUACUUGGAAGAUGCUUUGCUUGAGUUUACUGAACAUUCCAAACGUCGUCGCUUGCUUCCAUGUGUGGAUCAUGAACCAGCAAGCAAGAGUCCCUUAAUUGAUAUUGGACUUGAAAAGAGCUUGUGGAAUUUCAACCCUUUAUCAGUACUCCAGCCAGCAGAGAACUUGUAUUGCAUGAACCAGAUAGAAAGCAUAAGAGAAUUUUCAGAUGAGUAUAGAAGAUCAUGCAUGAUGAGCAGAAUGAACGAGGAAGCAAGCAUCCUAGCACUAACUGCAGGGACACCAGAAGAGACAGUAUCUGCAUCUGAAUCUCCACAUUCGUCCUCAUCUUCCUACAACAAAAAUCCAAAUAUAUCUAAAACCACAGAUGACACAAUAGCUGAAAGUGACAAGAGAAAGAAGAGGGUGAUAACAAAAGUGGCAUAUCCAUUUGCGUUGGUGAAGCCAGGAGGAAGAGAAGGUGAUGUGACAUUGAAUGAUAUAAACGAGAGGAUCUUGAUGCGUCCCACAAGACCAGUGAGGCAUCCAGUGGGGGACUUUGCAUGUCGGCCAUGCGUGUCGGCGGAGGGUCCAGGACUUUCAGGCAAAGAGGUGGUGGCCCUCACCAGGAUUCACACCCAGGGAAGAGGUACCAUCACCAUUAUCAGAACCAAAGGUUGAACCAACGGUGGUCACUAUUCUUCUGACUCGCUCCCUCGCUGGCUGCCUUACUAGCUAGCUUUAUUUAGAGCAGCUUUUGGGCCUUACUUGCUUUGUUUUCAUAACAGCAAGAAGACACGUUUUCUGAUGCCUUCCACAGGUCUAAAGUGAGCUAUACUAUUUAUAACUUGUAAGUAGUGUGGCUUGCUCAUCAUGAACUUAAGAGUAUGAGGUGAUCGAAGAAGGUUUCUUCUAUGCAAGAAAUUUAAGUGAGAAAGGGAUGAACAUCCAUUUGUAUAGUUGGAAAAUUAAGGCCAUAUAUAUAUGGAGAGAUGCAUGUAUGAUAAAGUAAUGUAUAAAAUAGCUGGAACUUGUUUUUUUUGUGAAAUAAUCAUUUGAUGUUAUUGUUUUUCUCAA
Neltuma alba is the source of this 1248-nucleotide messenger RNA. RefSeq names its product protein XRI1-like. The transcript has 5 exons. The record is from RefSeq and is a predicted model, not a curated record. Gene Ontology annotation, biological process: female meiotic nuclear division; male meiotic nuclear division. Bases 16 to 852 code for a protein of 278 amino acids. Lineage: Eukaryota; Viridiplantae; Streptophyta; Magnoliopsida; Fabales; Fabaceae.